GCGCUCUCUCUCUCUGCUUCUCUUGCGACGAAAGGAGAAGAAGACGCAUGUUCUUGGAAAUACACAUGAUAAACCUGCUGUGAUCUGAGUCUCACACUGUCAUGCUGGACUAUUGCUCUAAAGCAUGUGGGUUCCAGGCAUGAGGGUGUGUGUGAAGGGACUCACUUCCACUGAUGGAAAUUGACACGAUGAGUGACUGUGAUUGAGGAUAAUAAUGAUGGAAGACAGAGUGAUCCAUCCCCAGGCCAAGCCAGAGCGUUUCUCCUCAACCCUCCCUGUUCUUCACCGACAGACUUCCUGAAGGAUACAUUGACCUUCACACAUCCAACUUGCCUGACAACCUGGCACAGUGUAAAUUGAAGAAAGGUUGCUCUUUUACUCUCUGCCAAGGACUAGACAACGACUACAAAAAGGCCAAAGCUUUAGGGACCAGGCAUCAGCAGAAAUCUGUUCUGUCUCACUGCGGUAACAAAUGAGCCUUUAUUUGUGAAGUUAACAGUGCUAACAGCUGACUCCAUAAGGACCCAUUUCUAGUUCAAGGUAAUAGGGGGCCAAGAUGAAGAAGACUGCGUUCUUGGCUUGUUUGUUAGCGGAGCUAGCUCUGACAGCUUUUGUUCUGGCCUCGGAGGGGGGCGCUGCUCAUUGUCCUGCAUUGUGCCGGUGUGAGAUACGACCCUGGUUCUCUCCAAGCUCUAUUUAUACAGAGGCUCUCACGGUGGACUGUAAUGACUUAGGCCUAUCGUCAAUGCCAGAGAAACUGCCCUCAGACACACAGGUGCUACUGUUACAGACCAACAAUAUCAUCAGUGUUGAGAAACCUUUGGAUUACCUGGCUAAUAUCACUGAGAUAGAUUUAUCCCAGAAUAACAUAUCCUCUGUGAGUGAUGUCCAUCUGGGUCCUCUUACCCAGCUGCUGUCACUGCACAUGGAGGAGAACUGGGUUCAGGCCCUGUCAGACAACUGUCUCCCAUCCCUGGACAACCUCCAGGAGUUCUACAUCAACCACAACCUGAUCUCAUCCAUCAGUCCUGGUGCCUUUAGAGGGCUAGGGAGGCUCCUGCGGCUCCAUCUCAACUCCAACCACCUCAGGGGCAUCAACAGGGUGUGGUUUCAGCCUCUACCCCGCCUGGAGAUCCUGAUGAUUGGGGAGAACCCCAUUCUUCAAUUGUCAGACAUGAACUUCAAGCCCUUGGUCAACCUACGCAGCUUGGUUUUGGCCAGGAUGAAUCUCUCCGAAAUCCCAGAUGACACUCUGGUCGGCCUCGACAACCUGGAGAGUGUUUCAUUUUUUGACAACCUGUUUGACAGAGUGCCACAGGCCGCUCUGAAGAAAGCCAAGAGCCUGAAGUUUCUGGAUCUCAACAAGAACCCCAUCGAGAGGAUUCAGAGAGGGGACUUUGUGGACAUGAUCCACCUCAAAGAGUUGGGCAUCAACAGCAUGCCUGCGCUGGUGUCCAUCGACAGCUUUGCCCUCAACAAUCUUCCUGAGUUGACCAAGAUUGAGGCCACCAACAACCCCAAGCUCUCCUACAUUCACCCCAAUGCCUUCCACAAGUUGCCGAGACUCGAAACACUGAUGCUGAACAGCAAUGCCCUCAGCGCCUUGCACCACAGCACUGUGGACUCCCUGCCCAACCUGCGUGAGGUUAGCAUGCACAGCAACCCCAUCCGCUGCGACUGCGUCAUCCGCUGGAUCAACAUGAACCAGACCGGCGUGCGCUUCAUGGAGCCAGAUUCCCUCUUCUGCGUGGAUCCGCCGGAGUACCAGGGCCAGCACGUCCGCAAGGUCCACUUCAGGGAGAUGACUGAGAUUUGCCUCCCGCUCAUCUCGACCGGGAGCCUCCCAGAUCGUGUCAGCGUUGGGAAAAGGAGCUCGGUGACGCUUCACUGCCGGGCAUUCGGAGAGCCGGAGCCAGAGAUAUACUGGGUCACCCCCUCCGGGGACAGAGUCCUGCCCAACAGCGUGUCUGAUAAGUACUACAUGCAUCCAGAGGGGACCUUUGACAUCUAUGACACUACCAUGCUUGAGGCAGGGCUGUACACCUGUGUUGCUCACAAUCUUGUUGGUGCAGACCUCAAGUCUGUUUUGUUGGUGGUAGAUGGAUACUUUCCACAUCCUUCUGAUAAUGGCAAUGCUUUACAUGUGGACGUUAGAUCAGUGCAGCCCAACUCUGUUUCGGUGUCUUGGGAUAACACUCACGGUGGUCUUAUAUCCAGCAUAAAGUGGUUCACAAUGGCGAAUGCUAAGCAUCCCUCCAUGGCAUACACUGCUAGAGUACCAACCGAUGUGAAGGUGUAUCGUCUCACCCACCUAAACCCCUCCACCCAGUACCGGGUGUGUGUGGAAGUCACGAGCAUGCAGAUCGGACACAACAGGGACUGUGUCAAUGUCACCACAAAGGGACCGGCUCACAUCAUCGAGAGCAGUGAGAAGUGGGACACAGUGAUGAUGGCUGCAUGUGCUGUGCUUUUCAUCGUGGUUGCUGUGGCUUGCUCCAUCAUAUACACAUCUCUGCAAAGCCAACACUUUUACAGGAAGUUGAUGGUGGACCAAACUGAGUCAAUGCUGAGUCCUAGCACCCGCCCCGGCUCCGCCUCUUCUCUCACAGAACUCUGUGUGGCUGGAGUCAAGGUGAAGGUGACUGUAAUAGACUUGCCAGACAACUCCAUGUAAAGAAAGAAACGGCCUUGGAGCAGGAAAAUUAAUGUUCUGGAUUUUAAACAAGGUGAAAGAAUGUUGGACAUGUGUGAUUCAUGUGCCCUCUUCAUGACAAUGACAGAGUAUUGGGUUCUGGAACUCCUGGAACUUGGAACACAUCAUGGAACCAUAAACCGGCGCCCUCACGCAUAAAUACGUAACCAGCCAAUCCCAGACCCACAGACUCUUUUAUACAACAAAAUUAUGUCAUUGCAGCAAAAACAUGCACAGACAGGUAUCUAGAUUGCGAUAUACGUGGCUACUGAUCGGUCAUUCAUGCAGUGCAACUGCAAAAAGCACAGCACAAAGACUGUGUAGUCUCUCUCGGUUAUUGACUUGUGCUUUAUAACGCCUUGUGGAGAUGUAUUUGUGGUCCACAAUGAGGAAUAUUUUCUGUGCUGUUUAAAUAACACUCAAGGGCCAUAAGUAAGAAAUACCACUCGUAUACAGUUUAUAAUGGGCAAAACUUGUUAGACUAGUAGACAAUAACAGUGUAUAUGUAAACAAUUUUAUGAUCAAAUAUUUUUUUUCAUUAAAAACAGUACAUUGUAUUUUAAUCGAAAUGUAAUGCUUUCUCUUACUUACUUGAAAUUGUAAUUACGAAAGACCCAACUUCAAGGAUGAAUACAAUAUUGGGAUGCUCUGAAAGGAACAAUCUAAGCUUCCUUUAUCAAUAACAUUCAGCUAUCCAUGAAAUGCAAAAUGUUAUAAUUCAUAAAUAUGAAUCCCAUAAAUCUUUUCAUAUCACUGUCUAAACCAUGCAAAAGGAAAACAGUGUGAUGUAGACAAACACAAUUACUGGGACUGCCCUUGAAGGCGGACAUUUUAACAUUGUUACUAAAAUGCAAUCUCAGGCAGGACGACGUGUUUUGGCAAUGACUGGGGAGUAAGAGAGAGUGUGUGUGUGUAUAUAACUUUACACACGGUACUUUAUAUGUGUGUGUGUGUGCGGCAUCAGAGAAACCCAAUGACUUUGAAUUGCAAUAUAUUCUCUUUCAUUUAAAACCCAAUAUGGAUUCCUAACAUAAACCUCAGAGAGGUGAUGAAUCGGCGUCACAUGCGGACUGAUGGGGGCAUUUAUCAGAGGGACUCCGCCAUAUAUCAACUGAGUUUCAGCACCUUGGACAGGGCUUUUAGAGUGGAGCCAUUUGUCACCGCCAUGGGAGCUAAAAUAUGACCCAUUAGAGCGCAGGUAGUGCAUAGGUCAGCGAGAACACAUGGAGGCUGCUAGUACCGGAGCGCGGUGCAGUGCGUCCCUUCCCUCCGUGACACUGGCGAGACACGGAUGCCAUUACAGGAACAGCUCAGCAACUCUUGGGCUCGUUUGUUAAGCACUUUACAUUAUCGCCACCCACCGAGAGGGGAAGGAGACAAAUGGAGCGCAAAACGAGGACAAAGUGUCUACUAGGGCUAGAAGUCAGUAUGAACAGGGACAGGAUAGACAAGAUGCAGGUUUCGACAUAUUGAAGGUGGAACAACAGUACUGCUGUAGGUAUUAGAGAUGUGUGUAUGGUUUUAUUUGACUGCACAGUGAGAUAAUUGCACAACAAGAUAACAACAAGAUAAGAAUGCUCAUUAAGGGAACUUGAGUCUUUAGUAUAUUCCCUGGUUCAUUAGGGUAGCUUACUUGAAAGGAGAGCUCUCAGAGAAGAACUGACAGGACCUCCAAGGAGGUUUCAUCACACAUUUUUUACUCCUCCUUUUGCCUAGUUUGAACUCCAGAUAACCCCACAUGAGAGCCAAUGAUAUGUCAACAUGCAGUCCACUCAGAGAAAAGGAAAUAAUAUCUCGUAAAAUGUUCACACAUGCAAAAAAGCUAUUUUCCAAUAAAGGCCCGAUGGCAAUAUGCCCUUCUGUUGUUAUUGUUUGUGCACCACCUGGGGGCACGCAAUAUGGUGAGAAAAACAGGAAAGAAACUGUUACAUAUAUUUAGUAUUGCUCACAUAAACUCCCACCGUGCCAUAUUACAAGGAAUUGUAACUGUUAAAAUUCCUUGCCGUAAUAGCACUAAGAAAUUGUUCCUAACAAUAAAAAAGUUCAACCCCUUUGGAUAUCAGUGUUUUCUGCGCACCAGUGUCAAUCAACAGGGGUUAAAAAUGUAGGUGCCAUAUCUUUCAGUGAAUUAAGUUAAUAUUGGAACGGGGGGAUGUGUUAAAUCACCCAAUCCCUCACCAAUAACAGUAGGAACACUGGUGGGCCGCCCUCUUGUGUAGAUAUGAUUAACCCACUGAUCAUUCUCUCAGGGAAAUAUACCCUGUAUGACAAAUAGACAGCAGAUGAUAUACUGUAAUUGCAUUAUGAUAGCCAUGGGGAGAUCUGGGAAAAUUAGCAGGCAAAGUAAUAAAUUGUCGUUUUUAAUAUCAUCUUCCAGCCAGGACAGAACAGUAUUUGGUUGAUUGCACAUCUGUAAUUAGGAUAUUAUCAUUGAAGGUGACAAAUUCUUUGCUUAGGGAAUUCAGAGCUUUACACAGUGAUUUAUGUGAAAAUAUGGGAUACAGGUGUGUAUAGCCUUGAAUGGCAAAUGUAUAAUCCUUGAAUAUUUACCCAACAACUAAAGAAAUACAAACAACUCAACAGAGGAAGUAGAAUAUUAGUUCAAUACAUCGGUUAAAUUAGCAGGUGUAGAUACUCUCAAUUAGAAAGCUGUGCUGUGGUGCAAAUCAAAUGAACAUUUUAGUCACAGAGAGUGACGGAGGACAGGGUUUUGUGCAGUCUUCUGCUGUUGUUUAUUUUCAUUUGUGGAAAACAUCUGAAUAGCCUAAUGACCUCUAGUUGAAGUAAACAAAUAUCUCUCAUAAUGUUUCCACUUCUAAAAUGCCCAAUUCAUCUGAAACUUGUUUGGCCAGAUAAUAGCCUAUUUUUCUUUCUUCUACAAAAGGUUGUGUGAAAUCAUCCCAUUUUGAAAUAUUUCCCCAUUAUCCUGUUGUAUUUGGGAUAGACCUCCUGCUCGUUGCUUGGAGUAGCCUACGACAUAAAAAUAAGAAUGUUCACAUUUCUCAAGCUUUCCUCAAACUGCACCCUGGGGCUUGAAGUAAUUAUUUCCCCACUCAGUGGUCCAUUAGGAUAAAACCACACUGGUGACUUUUUGUGAUCUUGUAUUGGGACUUUGUGUGAUUGUAUCAUUAUCUAAACUCUGAAACAGGGAUACUUCAUCUUUGCUGAUAAACUGGAUAUGAUUAUGAACAACUGAAAACAUUGGUUCUUUUAUACUUUUGAUUAGUUUUUGAAUGUUUGAAUGGGAGUUGAAGACUGCUCUCCCUUACUCACUUUUAUACCCCUUCUUUCACAAAAUCAUAUUGGAUAAAACAGAAAUAAAACAUUCAACAAAGGGAGAACACA
Molecule: messenger RNA, 6037 nt
Organism: Oncorhynchus masou masou (cherry salmon)
Lineage: Eukaryota; Metazoa; Chordata; Actinopteri; Salmoniformes; Salmonidae
Product: leucine-rich repeat neuronal protein 3-like
Exons: 2
Coding region: 557-2674 (705 amino acids)
Cellular component (GO): extracellular matrix
Molecular function (GO): protein binding
Source: RefSeq, a predicted model, not a curated record